Molecule: messenger RNA, 2476 nt
Organism: Monopterus albus (swamp eel)
Lineage: Eukaryota; Metazoa; Chordata; Actinopteri; Synbranchiformes; Synbranchidae
Gene: rad9b
Product: RAD9 checkpoint clamp component B
Exons: 11
Coding region: 218-1447 (409 amino acids)
Biological process (GO): cellular response to ionizing radiation; DNA repair; DNA replication checkpoint signaling
Cellular component (GO): checkpoint clamp complex
Source: RefSeq, a predicted model, not a curated record
CGUUUGUCGUCCCUAAACCAAUAAACGUAGAACUCUUCUUCUAGUGAACAAAGUGAUCAAAUUUUACAUUUAGCUGAGAGAAGCCUUUCAACCAAGACUGUUAGGUCAGCAUCACUGUAUUUGAUUUGCUAGUUAGCAUGUGCCAGACUGGAGCAGCCUUCAUGUUAGCAUCUGCUGCCCGCUGUUCGCCCCUUCUCCACAUCUGGCAUCAGCAAGAAUGAAUUGUGUCCUUGAAGGAAACUGUGUAAAAGCAUUUGGAAGGGCUAUUCAUGCCUUGUCACGGAUCGGAGAAGAGCUGUGGUUGGAUCCCAUGGUUGGAGGGCCAGCUGCAUCUCUCCUUGUCUUACAGCUGGCGCUGAGAUCAGUCAAUGCUGCUCACUCUGCAUAUGCCUGCUUCCUUUUCUCACAACUGUUCUUCCAGCACUACAGCCUGGGGUCAGCAUCAGAGCAGGGCAACGAAACGGUCAAAUGCAAACUGGUCAUUAAGUCUCUGCUACCACUUUUCCGGUGUUUGACUUCCAUUGAGCGUAAUGUGGAACGAUGUCAGAUUUCAAUCAGCACUCCCAGUGACCGAGUGACAAUCCAGUUUUUUUGCAGGCAUGAUGCUGUAUUGCAUAUUGUCAACACGUGGUGGCAGUGUGCUCCAAACAGCCCGUCUGCUUUUGUGAUAGGCAUCACCAAGACCCACAGCUUUCGUUUCCAGGAAAGUGAGGCUCUGCAGGCAGUGUUUGCCUCACACAGCUGUCCCAAUGUGCUGCAGGCACCUGCCAGCAGGCUGCUUAGUGAUACGGUGAUGCAUUUCCCAGUGUCCCAGGAGGAAAUCACUCUGUCUGUGACUCCUCUGAGACUCAGUCUGAGAAAUCACUACGAACGAGGAAAUGUUCAUAUGAAGAUUAUAAACACCGAGAUUUCCCUACCCCCAGACGAGUUUGACGCCUUCCAGGUCGGAGUGGACUCAGACAUAACCUUCUGUCUGAAGGAGCUGAGGGGUUUGCUGUCCUUUGCAGAGUCACAUUGCCUUCCAGUGUCAGUCCACUUUGGUGCUGCGGGAAAGCCUGUGUGCUUCUCUGUGGACAACCUGGUCCUGAAGGCCACUGUGGUGCUGGCUACCCUGAUCGAUUCUGAAAGCGGGGGCCCAUCUCAGUCUCCUGAGACUCCGGCCCCUACUACUCCUAGGUGUGCAGGUGCCGCAGCUCCACCUGUGGGGUCAUAUGAUGCAGGAAACAGUAAGCCCCAGGAUUUUCCUGCUGUAACAGAGCUGAUCGCAUCCAGUCAGGGAAGCCCUAUAAUCAACCCACCUGCUCUUGGGCAGCCCUGUGCCGCCAUUUCUGCGUCCACCAUGAUCUGCUCCCUCCUGUUCAGGGCUUUGUCCUCGGAGCAGGAGGAUGCUGCUGACGACCUGCCUGUACUGGCAUCUCGCAGUGACACGGAGGAGGAAGAAGACUAAACAAGACACCCUCCACUCUCAUUUCUCAUCUGGACUUUUUUGACACUGCCAAAUGUAGGCCACAACACAACUGUAGUCAGAAUGAUAAGAACUUAGCAUUUUAAGUAAAUGUUAAGCAUGUUUAUAGCUCAAAGUUUGCUUUAAUUGUUGCAGCUGUUUUGGAAGUGGUUUGCCCUCAAAGUUCACUUGAAAUUUAACUGAAUUAUUGUAGUUAUGCAUCUAAGAAUAUACAAAUUAAUUUGUCUUGGCAUUUACAGUGUGUGAAAUACAUUUAACAAAGCAUGUGUAGUAGAAUGACUUCAGUCGGCGCUAUGAGAACACACACUGUUGUCAGAGGAAUGUGGGAGAACAGAAACUGUACUACCGUCAGAUACAUAGCUAAAUGUGAUAAGGUCCUGAUGGGAAAAUACCACAGAGGCCUGUAGCAUAAACCUGUGAAGAAAGUGCACCUGCAGUGUGUUGUUCAGUUCUCAAGCUCUAAAACUACAAACAGGUUUGUGUUGAUAUCAAACAGGAAACAAUAAAUACUACAGUCUUUAUUUAAAUAUUGUACAGAUCUGAAAAUGUUUUUCACAGAGCUUAGAUCUGCACUGAACUGUACAACCUAUACAUACAUGCACUCUGGUUGUAACAAAGUCUGGAAGAUGACAUCGAUGUGAGACAACAGAGAAGAAUGUCAGGGUGGGCAGGAAGCAGAAACCAUAGAGCUAACAGUGCUAGUACCGUCUGACUGGGACAGCUGCUUUGUUCAGGCUGCUUAGAUUGUCCACUGUGCUGUAACAUUUCAAACUCUCAUUUUGACCAUUUACAGCUCUGCCUAAAUUUGCUCCUCCAUACCCAUGGGCCCAAAUUCAAAGUGGCAGCUGACACUGCAGUCUCCCAGUGCGAAGACAUCAGAUGAAACUGGGAAACACUAUUUAUUAGAUGGUGUAGAUUGUAAACAGUGACCUAAAGGGCCGCGGGGAGGAUUUUCUAUGCACUGAGCUCCUGGCUGAGUGUGGAGAAGUAGAUUUCAGGAGAAAAAAAAAA